AGAGAGAGAGAGAGAGAGAGAGAGAGAGAGAGAGAGAGACCCGGGACUGAAUGGAGCAUUGUGGCAAAGACAGUGGGCACACUGGGCAGUAACACAGAGAACACUAACUCACAGAUCAUGCCAGAGAGUCUGAAAACACCCACACUGGGCGACAAUGGCAAACUUCAUCGCUCCACUUGGCCCCGUCUGAAUACACACAUACAAUGGCAGAAUCCAAAUAAGAUGCUCUGUUAUUCGUGAAAUUCAACACACUGAAUUCCUUCAGUGCCUCUCUGUCCCUUUGACUGGCAGCAGAUGGCCCGGGGCUGCGCUGCAUAGAUGUGCGCGUACGUGUGCAUGUGUCUGUGUGGUCUUCACCCCCCUGUUGCAUCAUGGGGGAGCACCCUGUAGGUUUGCAAGGUGAGAAAGCACGCAUCCAAAGGCCCCGACAGGUGUCAUGUUUAUUUAAGCCAGCUCUACCUCUCUUCUUCAAGCUAUGCAAACAGUCAAACAAAUUGACCUUGCACUUGGACCUGAGAACCAAUUUAACUAAAUCAUUCAAUCAAAGCAGGAGUAACUGUAGUGAGGAGUGAGGAGUAUCAGAAGCAACAGGUUUGACUCUUAUGAAGCUGGUCUGUUUUUACUAUCAGCUCUCUGCUGCCUCUCUGUGUAGCUUGUGAGGAACUCCACUAUUUUAUCUGACAAGAUGCAUGAACUGCAACAGGUGUGCAGCAAAAAACUGUAUGAUAGAUCUGAAACAUUCACAUGUACCAGCUUCCUAAACACGAGUAUUUUGGGGGGGAUUUUUGUGUCUUUAUUACAGAUGGAAAAGAGAUAACAGAGAGAUGUAAGAAAGGUCUUCAGUCAGUCUCAAAUCGCUGACAUUUCUGUUUAUAGUUGGUGUCUAAAUCCACAGGGGCGCCCCGUUGUAUGCAAUUGUCAAUACCUUUCAAUUUAUAACUGUUGGUCAGAGUAAAAUGAGCAAUUUCAAGAACUCACUUUGGGUUCUGAGAAGUUGGGAUGGCCAUUUUUCAACAUUAUAAACACAAAAUGAUUAAUCACUAAUGAAAAAGAAUCAUUAGUUGCUGCAUCAAACAAUAGAUGUACUAAAUUGUUAAAUUACCCCAUAUUGCCCAAGGCUAAAUAAUACAUGCUAUACAUGUGUAUACAUCCAGUUUCAAAUCCAGAUUCAACAGUAAUGUCUUUUUUUCUGCAAAGCAAACAUUGAAACCACCGAACAUCUUGUGUCUUGAUGUCACUCCCAGAAAAGCUGUCAGCAAAAACAUUUUCAGUUUGACUCUCAUGACUUACUGUAUGUAUAUAAUGUACGAAUGGGUAAUGAAGGAGAAACUGGAAUAUUUACUGAUUAAAAAUGUAAAUACUGCAGGAGAACAGUUGUAAUAUCUGUAAGGCUUACUGGCCUUGUAAACAGACCACUUUAUAUUUUUAUUUCAUAUAUUAAUUCAAGGUUUUUGAUAUUCAUGUAUUUUGUUCUAUUUUAUUUGUUAUGUUUGUUUCAAGGAUUUGUACAUGCUUUUUGUAAAUUCAUUGUUCAAUAUUUUUUUAUUGAGUUAUUAUAAGGCAAAAUAAAUACUAUGAUGUCAGACUCCAACUCACUUAACGAAAAGUUAGAAACAUGAUUUAAUAUAUUGUAUUUUAUAAUCCAUAUGUAUGUAGUGUUGGUAUAUAUCAAUUUAACGACGUCGUGAUAACGUUUUCUCUUUUCUUCGCCUGGAGUCAGUUUUGUAAUGUCCUGGUCGUUUCAUACCUCUUGCCCUGGAGGUGUCGUAAAGUCAUAGGGCUUUCAAAUUGUUAUCAAAACGGCUUUGUAGCUUUAUUUGUCACAUUUAAAAGAGUUAUGGUCUUGCAAUCAUGAGAUUCAAUUGAUGUUUAUGACAGUAUUGUAUGUUUUUUCCCCACAUGUCAUGGUACAUUAUGUUGACGUAACGACAGCUCGUCAGUUGUCGCUUUACGGCAGAGCGUGCUGCUGGACUGGAGGUCAGGGGUUUGAAGAUAAGGCGAGCUCAUUAGUCUGUAACGUAAAGCCUGUGUUUUCACCCGUAAAACUCAACGUACACGUUAACAGGACAACGUCUGUUUGUGUCGGUGAAUCCAGCCGUUUUGUCGUUGAUAAUUUUUUCUUUGAUUUUGAGUAUUUUGCGACAUAGCUAGCGCUUGCUAACGUUAGCCAGCUCGGCUAGCGGAUCCGGUUUUCCCCAGGUGACCCGUCGAGGAUCCUCCACAGCCAUGGACAGCAGCUCACAAGGAUCGGGAGGAAUGAAAGGAGGUAUCGGGGGUCUCUUUGGAGGCGGUGCACCCGAAUACUCCAACACAGAGCUCGCCGGUGUUCCCUUGACUGGAAUGAGUCCUCUGUCCCCUUACCUCAAUGUCGACCCUCGUUACCUGGUUCAGGACACAGAUGAGUUUAUUCUUCCCACAGGCGCCAAUAAAACAAGAGGGAGGUUUGAACUGGCUUUCUUCACCAUUGGAGGAUCCUGCAUGACUGGAGCAGCAUUUGGAGCUGUGAAUGGUCUCAGAAUGAGCAUCAAGGACACUAGAGACAUGGGAUGGUCAAAACCUCGUAAUGUACAGAUUCUCAACAUGGUGACCAGACAGGGUGCUUCAUGGGCCAACUCUCUUGGCUCUGUUGCCUUGUUGUACAGUGUGUUUGGGGUGGCGAUAGAGAAGGCCAGAGGAGCAGAGGACGACAUCAACACAGUGGCUGCUGGGACACUAACUGGGAUGCUCUUCAAAUCAGGCAGUGGCCUAAAGGGUGUAGCCCGAGGAGGCCUGGCUGGUUUAGCCUUGUCUGGGGCCUACGCUCUCUACAGCAACUGGGACCACCUCACAGGCUCCUCCUCCUCCUCAUCCUCCAGGCUGUAUUAGCCCUCUCCCACACUCAUCUGCUUCUAUAUUAGGGCCAAAUAUCACACAGCCUUUAACCACAGCGCUAAGAGGGAUUAGACUCUGGUCAAACGCAGUGUGCUUUUCAGGGAAGUGUGGGUUGGUCCCGGUUCGCUGGUCCCCCGCCCUGUAGACACUUUCCAGGAGCACUCUUGUGGAAUUAAAUGAAAAAGAAGAUUGGACUAAAUUCCACCGGAAAUCUAGAUUUAGACCGUCCUAUAACACCCCUCUCUUUCUUUAUCCUCUGACGUGUUUCUGUAAGUGAUCUGAUCAGUAAUAAGAAAACACCGUGAGGAUAUUUUAUGAAGAUGUCAUUUGUUAUAUCAUUGUUUAUGGGAGACAUGGUAGUCUUCUUUGAUGCUAUUCUUGAAAUCAAUGAACCCAUGAUAUUUGGGUUAAAAGAGCCGAUUUAUAAGAGGACAUCUGGUGCGUGGUUCACCAGAUGAAUGGACUGAAAGACUUCUUAACAGGAGAGCGAAGAGAAUUUCAACUACGAUCCACAAACACAGAACUGAGCCUGAUGGUCGGCUCUUCUUGUAUUUAUUGAAGCGUUUCUGCGGUGGUUUCUGUUUUACUUUCCAAGAAGUGAUCACUGUAAAGCUGUUUAUGUGUCUCCAUCAAACCCGCUGUACUAAAGACUAUAUUAAAAAAAUGGGAAAUGUUGACAAAGA
Messenger RNA from Anarrhichthys ocellatus (wolf-eel), 3554 nucleotides. RefSeq names its product translocase of inner mitochondrial membrane 23 homolog a (yeast) (gene timm23a). The transcript is spliced from 7 exons. Lineage: Eukaryota; Metazoa; Chordata; Actinopteri; Perciformes; Anarhichadidae. The record is from RefSeq and is a predicted model, not a curated record. Gene Ontology annotation, biological process: protein import into mitochondrial matrix. Gene Ontology annotation, molecular function: transmembrane protein transporter activity. Gene Ontology annotation, cellular component: TIM23 mitochondrial import inner membrane translocase complex. The coding region runs from base 2227 to 2865 and encodes 212 amino acids.